Sinocyclocheilus anshuiensis is the source of this 1297-nucleotide messenger RNA. Its product is annotated as general transcription factor 3C polypeptide 1-like. Gene Ontology annotation, cellular component: transcription factor TFIIIC complex. The coding region runs from base 441 to 1223 and encodes 260 amino acids. The record is from RefSeq and is a predicted model, not a curated record. Lineage: Eukaryota; Metazoa; Chordata; Actinopteri; Cypriniformes; Cyprinidae. Gene Ontology annotation, biological process: 5S class rRNA transcription by RNA polymerase III; transcription initiation at RNA polymerase III promoter. The transcript is spliced from 5 exons. Gene Ontology annotation, molecular function: DNA binding.
CACACACUCAUGGUGUUUGUCAUUCUUGUCUUUGUGUGUCUCGUGCAGCUGCUGCUGUCUCAGCUCUGUCUCCAUCCGCUCCUCCGUCUCUCCCGGUGUUCUUCACGCAUGUGUAUCGCUCGGCUCCCGUCGGUCUGCAGGUGUUUCUGGACCACUGUGUGGGUGUGCUGGGAUACGGAGUGCAGGAUGUGCAGGCGGUGACGGAGAUCAGGCGUGCCGUGGAGGAGGCGGUGGAGUUUGGUGUUGACAGACAGGACCUCUGCGAGCGCUUCAUACACCUGGACCUGCCCGAGGAUGGGCGGAGCAGAACACUCCUGCAGUACAUACAGGAUCUGGUGGAUGGGGAGCAACUGGUGGAGGCGGGCGCUCUCUCUCAGAGGCUGGUGUGUGCGGAGGCCGCGUCUCAUUGGCUGUUACAGAGCAGGUGUGGGAGUGUGCAGAUGCAGCAGGCGUUCCCAAUGAGAAGCCCCGCCCAUGACACCCCCCCACAUACUAGAAGACAGACCGUGGAAUCAGAAUUACAGGAGACAGUCGCUGCGGAUCCCGUCUCCACAGACACAGCUGUCAAUCAGACUGUCGCCAGGGAAUCCGUCUCUAUGGACACAGCUGUCAAUCAGACCAUCUCCACAGACACAGCUGAGAGUCAGCCUGUUUCCAUGGAGAUUGAUGCUGAGGAGGCGGUCCAUAAAGAUGACGGAGGCUCAGAACAGCAUAUGUCAGAUGACAAAGGGGUGGGGCUUAACACAGACCCUGCCCCCUCUCAGAUGAAAGACGGAGCUGAAGGAGCUGCUGAUCAGGACACACACGGGUCGGUGUGGUUCGUCAGCCGGCCGUGGCGUGUGGUGGACGGCUCGCUCAAUCGGCCCGUGUGUAAAGGCAUGCUGGAGUCUCUGCUGCUGCACAUCAUGUCCAGCCCGGCGCUGCUCGAGUCCCAGCUGCUGCAGCACUACAGUCAGGUGCUGCAGCCCGUGGUGGUGCUGGACCUGCUGCAGGUCCUGGUGGAUGUGGGCUGCGUGAGGAAGCGCUACACCGUCCAGCAGCACAAACCGUCGCUCUUCUCCAAGCCCAGGGCGCCGCAGGUCAAAGGUCAGGCAGAGGUCAGUCGUAGGGAUGCUGGGACAGUGUUUUACGAGCCGACGGUGGACUGCGUGCUCAGACUGGCGCGGGUCUUUCCUCACGAGCUCAACUGGAACAAAUGGGUGCAGCUGUGUCUGCGUGCGUGAUGCUAAUUGUUUUAAUAUCAUCUGCUUCUGUUCAUAAAUCACAAUAAAGACACAAGUCCAUGAUGUACCAUUUC